UUAGGUUCAGUAAUUUCACUUUAAUGGCAUUUAAUAGGUCAUUUUCAUUGCCAUUAAAGUGAAAUAACUGAACAUAAACAUACAAGCUUGACAAAAAUGCUUGACAAGCUUGACAAAUUUUAGAAGAAAAUUUCAGAUGGCACUUAGAGGCUUUUGCAUCUGAAGUCUUCAUAUGUAGUAACACAAAAUACAUAGAUAUUCAUAGACCAUGCUAUUUUUAUUUUGUUACUACAUACAGCCUUAAAUACAAAACAUUUAUAAAAAAAAAAAAUAAAUAAAAAAAAUCUCACUAGCGAGUGUUUUUGUACAUCAAAACAGCGAUCGGCCAAUCUGAAAUGUUUAGUAGAAUUUUAGGCAAGGCUAUUUGUCUGUCUGUCUGUCUAUCUGUCUAUCUAUGGUUGUCUGUCCAUCCAACCAAAAAUAUUGUUUACUUAUUGUCUUGAUAUCAGAAGGAAUUUCUAUCAUGAAUCACCAGGGCAGUAUGAGGCAGUUUAUGCAAAGCUGUAAAAAGAGCAUGCAUUUUGAAUGACAAAUAUGCUUUGCUAUAAAUGAAACACGACACGGAUGCGAUUUGGUUCAGUGAGAAGGCUGUGAUACGCUGAUCAGCAGGGCAGAAGUUAUGUUGACUAUUCUUCUGAUAACAGCUUUUAUUGGCCAAGGCCAGUCAUGGGACAGUCUUGGAACAAACUUCAUCACAGCAUUCCCAGAGAACAUAGCCUUCUACUAUCCAGUUAAUCCAGUGAAUUCUCUCAAUAUCACCGCUCUCUAUGCCGACACCGGGGUGACAGUCUCCACCUCAGACGAUUGGACAUACCAGGACACACUGCCGGCAGGAAAACCUGUAACUGUGACCCUGCCACAGGGUAUUGAGGAAUACCGUUUCGCUCAAACUCUUCGGACCGUCAGAAUCAGCAGCACGGACCACAUCGUGGUGCAGUCGAUCAGUCAGCGAGGAGAUAGUGUACAAACUAAUGUCGUUCAGCCUCUGAAAAAUCUCGGUACGUUUUACUCCAUCCCCUCGCUGAAUUACAGCAUGAUGAUUAAUACUUUCUAUCAGUCGACAAGAAAUUUCAGCAAGAUAUACAGCACCUUCAGGCUGGUUAUUAUCAAUGGAGUAGAUAUAAGUAAUUAUGUCACAAUUGUAAAAAUGGCUAAAAACAAGAUGUACACACUUGAUCCGUACGCCGUUCUCCAGCUCCAAACCGACGGGACAGAAAUUGCAGUUAGAUCUGAUUAUAGAGUAGCUGUGAUGAUGACCCAUCCAUGUGUAGAAAUGGCAGAAUGCAGAUGCAACAUGGUGGUGAACCAACUUUAUCCCAACUCUCAGUGGGAUAGCAGAUUCGUUGUACCCUCAAUACUGAACACAAGUAACGUUUGGCUACAUCUGACGUCCUCAACGAAUAUCACUGCCAGUGGCAGGGAUCUAGAAUUGGGUACUUUGGAAGCCAAUUCCUCAAAACUCCUGUCUCUCCCAUCUUUGCAGUCAGGAUCUCAGUUCAUCAACACAUCUGAUCCUGCUUCCCUCAGGCUUGUCGGUCCAGGCUUCCUCAUUGAACCAAUCCCACAAUCCAGGUUCUCUGCAUGCUACCUAGUAGUGCCUGUCAGCUCGACAGAUGCCAAGGCCUUAGUGAUAGCAGAAACGGACUACAGGGAUAGUGUGUAUAUAGAUGGUGAUUUGCUUUCAUCUGCUAAAUGGAGCACCAUCGCCAAUUCAGAGUACUCAUCGGUUUUAGUGUCAGUUAACGGCAUGCAUGUCAUUUGGCAUCCAUCCACAAAGAUCGCCGUGUAUGUGUUUGAGAAGGGCACAAAUGUGUAUGGAGGCCCAGCUAUAUCUUUAAGUGAAAAACCAGACCCUUUAGGCUGUGCAUUGGUCCCUUCCAAGUUCAACAUCAUCUUUAGACCUCAAACCUGGCCUGAAUCCCAUCAAAACUGUAUGCUCAUAAGUGACGAGCUUUUCAGUCCGAGCAAUAAAGCGACCCAAAUGGAGAUGGUCGAAAUUUUGAAUAGUGAAGGUUUAAACGAGAGGCUCUGGAUCGGACUGCGCCGUAGUCUGCUCACAUUAGAGUGGUAUCGGCAGAAGGGUAAGAAUGUACACAAUAUGGCGUACACGCGGUGGGGAACCGGGGAGCCAAGUGUUGCUGCGAAGGGCAUGUGCGCUUCAGUAUUCCCAAAUUCAAGCAUGGAUUUCCAUUGGGAAAGUGUGCCCUGCUGUGCUCAAUUGAAGUCUAUCUGCUACGCAAGGGCUCUUUACUUUCCUCUGUAUUUUCCCAUCUCAAAUGAUAACUCAAAUGAGAAAGCUAGUAAUUCUAAUAGUAAUUAUGAAAAAAAUGAAGAUAAAUAGUAAAAACUGGCCAGGAAAAAAAUAGUGACAUCUGAGGAUAACAUUUUUGUUUCUUUAUAUUUUACAAUUCAUAGCUGGAUACAUCAUUAAAUGAUAUAUUGUUAAUAUACAAACCUACUUAAACUUCCAAAAUAGCUCUAGUUUAAAUAGAACAGAUUAAAGAUGUUAGAUCACAAAUAGGUAGAUAUGAAGUUGUUUGGUCACAAAUUCCUCUAAGAAGUUCACAUUGCCUUUGUAACCAUGAAUAUUGUAUGUAGUCUAGAUCUUAUUCACAGUGUUCACACUGUUUAUCUAGAAACAUGGAUUUAUAUGCAGUCAUCAGCACUUUGUAUUUCCAAUAUAUAGAUGUAUACUUUCAAAAAAGACUAAAUAGAUUUCAAGGUAUAAAGUCAGCAUGAAACAUAAGUUGUGAUAGUCUUUUCUUCCCUGUUGUAAUGUAUAUCUAAGUGAAAUGGCUUCUUGAAUAAGAAAAAAAUGUAGGGCGGGACUUAAUUUUGUCCAUAGGGCAUUGAUUGGAUGCUUGUGGUUUGCUAUUGCUGUGAUCUCAUGUGAGUGACAGGUUGUCCUGCCCUCUCGCCAGUAAUCAUCAGAGAAGACAUAUUUCUGCAAGAAGGAGGGGAAGUUAUUUUGAUAAAAGAUUACAAGGGCACAUUCAUUUUUAAGAAAUAAGUCAUUUAUAAUAAAUACUGCAAUAUUCCAUAUAAAAACAAGAAUUGUAAAUUUUGAUUUUGUGGUGACUUUUAAAAACCAUCUCCACAUAGCAUCAUCAUAUUUGUAUACAUGAAUGUCAUAUUUGUAUCUAGGAAGUUGUAGUAUUCAAAUAAACAUAAGCUUUCAGACCUCAA
Ctenopharyngodon idella (grass carp) is the source of this 3186-nucleotide messenger RNA. RefSeq names its product IgGFc-binding protein. The record is from RefSeq and is a predicted model, not a curated record. The transcript is spliced from 5 exons. Lineage: Eukaryota; Metazoa; Chordata; Actinopteri; Cypriniformes; Xenocyprididae. The coding region runs from base 620 to 2341 and encodes 573 amino acids.